GUGGCCAUGGACCCGGCCCUGGUCCGGCUCGGGAGCAUGGUCCAGAACCGCUACAAGUACUUCCGGUGGACGAAGCGGACCGCGCGCAUCACGUUCGUCUACGCGGCUGUCAUCCCGGCGAUAAUCGGAUACCUCGGCUAUCAGAACGACGGUCUGUGGGAUUUGCGCGCGAAGCGGAGGGGCGACAUCAUCUCUGAGCGUUAAAGGUACCAGGACCCUAAGGUGUUGCUGGAUUGGAAUUACUGUACAAAAGUGCGCGAGACACAAAGGCGUGAAUGAAAGGACGCAUUGUC
Messenger RNA from Thermothelomyces thermophilus ATCC 42464, 293 nucleotides. RefSeq lists its product as uncharacterized. The transcript has 3 exons. The record is from RefSeq and is a predicted model, not a curated record. Lineage: Eukaryota; Fungi; Ascomycota; Sordariomycetes; Sordariales; Chaetomiaceae. Bases 7 to 204 code for a protein of 65 amino acids.